AUGAUGUCGUUGACAUUUCCCGGUGCCGACCUUAGCCAGAGAGGAUUGGGCGUGUCAUCCUGCGGCUGCCCAUGGAAUGGGGGAUCCCUGAAGACUCACCGGAGAGGGAUGCUACUUUACAGACGCGAGAGCGCGGCUCGUUGCCAGGUUUCAUCGGCGUCUGCGCAGAUUCCACCUGGUUGGAAGCUUCUCAACCUUUCUUUUUUCCUUUACAGUUUUCUUACUGAUCAGUUCUCGACAGAAAUUUUGAUAUCGGCAACGCUGAGUUAUCUUCUCUCAUUGUUUAUCUGGAUUCAGUCUUCGAGAUUCCUGGCGCUGAACCUUCAAGUACUGCCCCGGUUUCGGUGUCCUCUUUGCUUGAUGUUGUCGGUGACGACCUAAAAGUGCUGAACAAGAAUCUCCAAUCAGUGGGUAUCAUUUUGCUCAAACUUCUUUCACUGUUUCUUCACAUUUUCAAAAUUACUUCUGUCUAUCUCCGGUUGAAAACGUUCAAUGGGUUGUUUUUGUCCGUAAAUAGCUCAACGUCGCUAUUCUCUCUACCUUUCGUCACAUCAUUGUCGUGAAAUGUCUAACUAGGCUGUCGACUUAGAUUUCUUCCUUCGUUAUUUUAUCCCGGCUAUUUACGUUGUUCCUUUACAGUUUCCUUCAUUAAUUGCAAGUCCAUGAUCUAGACAUGAAAAAUGUGUGAUCAUGCGUCAGAGAGUAUCACGCCCGCUAUCAAGUGCCUCUUAUUUUUCUAGAAUACUUCAACCAUUGAUCUAGAGCAUGUAGCCAGUUUUUCUUGUUUAGAGAGUCAAGAAAGCUGUCUUCUUCAUCCGCUCUUUCCUCAUGCUUGUAAUUGGACUGAUUUUUUUAUUUAACCAAAGCCUAUCAUCAAAUAUGCGCCGAUUUGUUAUUUAAUAUAUAUCCGAAGUGUUCUGGAUUUGUUUACCAAGCCGCCUCGUUUCCUUGUAGAUAUUUUUAGUAUUCGUAUACAAAAUGUGAGGGAUCCAUAAUAAAUAGUAGCCUAUACUGAAGGUGGUGAUGGUGCACUUCCUGUCUAUUCUUUAAUUUGAACAAGCUUUCAUACCGUGGCAGUUUUUGCGGCUUGUGUACUUGUACAUCUACCCAUAUCUGACAAACACUUCAAUAGAUUGUUGGUGCAGAAAAUCCUCUUCUAUUAGCUGCAGCAGAGCAGAUAUUUAGCGCUGGUGGGAAGAGAAUGAGACCAGCUUUGGUAUUUUUGGUUUCUAGAGCUACGGCACAUCUAACAGGCUUAACGUAAGUGCUUUGCUUCUUCUGUUGAUGCAUUGGAAGGAUCUAUGAAAGGUUGGCUAAUUUUUCGAAAUACAGGGACCUGACUACACAACAUCGACGCUUAGCAGAGAUAGUUGAGAUGAUUCAUACAGCAAGUUUGAUACAUGAUGAUGUGUUGGAUGAUAGUGGAAUGCGAAGAGGUAAGCUUAUACUCCUGAACACGAGGGAACUAGUCGGCAUGUACUGUUUUCUCUUUCUUUCCUUUUACUCUUCAAUGUGCCUCGAAAGCUUUGGUUCAGAAUGGGAUGUGAAGUAUAAUUGAGGAAAGUGCUGAUGUGAAGGGUUCAUCUGUUACACUUGCUACAUGGAACAAGCUAAAACUGUGUCAAAGAAAGAAGAGUAUACAUUGACUUAUUCAAAUUAUUUCAAAGUCUUUGUUGACUUAGAACUUUAGAGUUUCUGUUUAUCUCCCUGUAGACAUUAAACUCUAUUUUACAUCUCUUGUUUGCUUAAACCUAGAGUUGUGACAGGUUGUGUAAGGGUUUUUAAGUUUAUUAAUUAUACUUGACAAGUGGUGUGCAUGGAAAUCUUUCUUUCUUAUAUGGUAGAUAAGGAUGUUGGAAACAGUAGAUAUAUGAUGGCCAGGAUACAGAUGUUGAACUGAAGAAAAGAUAAAAGGAAAAUUAACCAAUUUCUUCUAAUACUCAGGGCUUUGCUUUUCUGUUUGGUGCAUAUUUUGGCAUGCUGAUUCUUACUGAUCGAUAGUAAAAUGGAGUGGGGAAUGUAGAAUGUUGUUCUGUGUGCUGUCUGCAGUCGUUGAUGAAAUAUUGCAUUAGGAAAAACUAAUUCCCCAAGUUUCUUAUCACGUUCAACUGAAAAAAAACAUCUAUGAGGGGUAAAUCCUUAUACACCUCGAGUUUUUCAUCAAGGACAUAGAUUAGCCGGACUCUUAUAAUGGUUGUUUAAUUUCUGCUCUAACAUGGUACAGUCUUCAUGGAUACGCCUAAAAUCGCCUGAUUCAACUUUAUUGGAAGAUUAAAUUUUCUGUCGUUGUGUUGACUGUUUGGCAAUGUGGUGUUAAGGCUAUACAUUAAUCGUAUCAACAUAUGGAUGGGAUGGAUAUAUUUAUAAUGAGAUGAUAGAAAUAUGAAUUGUUGGGAUACAAGAAAAUGUAGCUCCCUUUUUCUCCCUUGGAAUGUGUUCUCAGGAGUUUUAUGCUAUAAUUUGAAUGUCUUGUCUCCAUUUCAUUGAUGGCAAGCAGCUUUGAACUUGAUCUACAUGUUUCUGUAGAGAGGAUUCUCUAUUUGGUGGUUUCACAUGAAAUGAAGUUUUUUAUUUGAAAGAUUGAUAUCGCCAAGGGGGCUAGGUCUACUCGAAGCAUUUUUUUAACCUGAGAUUCUACCUGAAUAGACUGAUUUUGUGAAAACCUAAUUCAAAAAUCUUUGGUCUAAGUGAUGUCUCUGACUAUGUUCUUUUUUCAUUCCCCUUCUUAUGAAAAAUAUGCUCUCCCCUUCAAACCGGAUCACCUUGACUGAUUCGACCUAUAAUGCUCAACCCAGAUUGAAAAUUCUUUGUUGUUUUGUUUUUUUUUCGGUUUUUUGGAUUGAACCAUCAUCAUGAGAUUUCUUCUGAAAUAAGUUAUUCAAAUAUUUGCGCUCUCUCCCUCUCUCUCUCUCUCACCCCCUGUUUGUGUCUUGGCCUUUCCUCUGUCAGGAUCUGAAUGGGUCCAUCAAUCUAGAUCUCUGGGAUUCGGGGUUAUAGAGAAUCGUGUGAAUGGUAACCAAGUCCAUUAUGAGUGGCUUUAGGAUGCAUAGAUGAGAAAGCUUUCCAGAUUUGUUUUUAAGUGUCUGGUUAGUUACCAUAGAUAGAAUAUCAAACAACUGGUGAUCAGAUCUGUUGAAACUGGACAUUGAUUUCGUCAACCAAUGGCAACGGUUGGUUUUACCCAUUUAGAAGGAUGUGGGACUCGUUCUCCAGCUUUGUUGGCAACUCAAGGGUUUAGUUGGAGGACCGCAAUCACAUGUGACCUAUGUAUAUAUAUAUAUCGAUAUUAAAAAGGUCUGAUUACUUUGUAUACUGUAUUUUUGGUAUUAAUCAUAUCUUAUCAGUCAAGAUCCGAGGUAAUGGCUAAAAUGCUGAUGAUGUUCUUCCCAGUUACAGUGAGCCUCUGCCGGUGAACACCAAGACGGAUGAGAAAAUAACCAGAAUUUUUUUUUUGCAAAAGAUGUGCCGGAUAUGGAAAAGUUUCCAAUAUUUCAAAUGUUUACUUACAUGGGUUUAGAAGCUGUUAUGCUUCAUCAUUCAUAAAUUUCUUUUUACCAAAAAUAAAAGAAAAAAAUUGAAUUAUUUAUGCUCUUGAACAGGGAAGGAGACCAUCCACCAGAUGUACGGCACGCGAGUCGCCAUCCUGGCCGGUGACUACAUGUUCGCUCAGUCUUCUUGGUACCUUGCAAACCUGGAGAACAUCGAAGUGAUCAAGCUCAUCAGCCAAGUAAGAACAUCAAGAACAGAUUUUUCCUCUUUCAGGCCAAGAUAAAUAAAUAGAUUGAUAAGUCUGGUUUUAGUACCACUUAUAGUAAAGGAAAGUAGAAAUGAAUAGAAAAUAGAUAGAUAGAAAAACCUGGCUCUGAUACCACUUUAUAAGAAAAGAAACUAAAAAGCUUGGGUGGCAUGGCGGAUGACGCAGGUGAUCAAGGAUUUUGCGAGCGGGGAGAUAAAGCAGGCGUCGACGCUGUUCAACUGCGACAUCGCGCUGGAGGACUACCUGAUGAAGAGCUACUACAAGACGGCCUCCCUGAUCGCGGCCAGCGCCAAGUCUGCCGCCAUCUUCAGCGGCACCGGCGGCGAGGUCUGCACGCAGAUGUUCGAGUUCGGUCGCAACCUGGGGCUCUCCUUCCAGAUCGUCGACGACAUCCUCGACUUCACCCGCUCCGCCGAGCAGCUCGGCAAGCCCGCCGGCGCCGAUCUCGCCAAGGGGAACCUCACCGCUCCGGUCAUCUUCGCCCUCGAGAAGGAGCCCCGCUUACGCGCCAUCAUCGACUCCGAGUUCGCCGAUGGCGGCUCACUCGAGGCCGCCAUCGACCUCGUCUACUCAUCGGGCGGGAUCGACCGUGCGCUAGACCUUGCCAGGGAGAAGGCUCUCCUUGCCAUCCACAGCCUCCGCUGCCUCCCCCCCACCGAAUUCCGAGCCUCCCUCGAGGACCUCGUCCGCUCCGUCCUCGACCAGACCCAGUAA
Spirodela intermedia is the source of this 4471-nucleotide messenger RNA. The record is from the annotation of a GenBank genome assembly. NCBI's taxonomy places the organism in Eukaryota, Viridiplantae, Streptophyta, Magnoliopsida, Alismatales, Araceae.